Coniophora puteana RWD-64-598 SS2 is the source of this 946-nucleotide messenger RNA. Its product is annotated as ribosomal protein L2. The coding region runs from base 33 to 797 and encodes 254 amino acids. The transcript is spliced from 6 exons. Gene Ontology annotation, molecular function: RNA binding; structural constituent of ribosome. NCBI's taxonomy places the organism in Eukaryota, Fungi, Basidiomycota, Agaricomycetes, Boletales, Coniophoraceae. Gene Ontology annotation, cellular component: cytosolic large ribosomal subunit; ribosome. Gene Ontology annotation, biological process: cytoplasmic translation. The record is from RefSeq and is a predicted model, not a curated record.
CCCAAUUCCUCAAGACACGAAGAAUAUAAACGAUGGGUCGCGUCAUCAGGGCACAGAGGAAAGCCUCCACCAUCUUCCGGGCGCACACCCACCUUAACAAGGCCCCCGCCAAGCUCCGUACCCUCGACUACGCCGAGCGCAAUGGCUACAUCCGGGGUAUCGUCAAAGAAAUCAUCCACGACUCCGGCCGGGGUGCACCCCUCGCCCGUGUCGUCUUCCGCGACCCCUACCGCUACAAGCUCCGCCAGGAGACUUUCAUCGCCACCGAGGGCUUGCACACCGGUGCCUUCGUCUACGCCGGCAAGAAGGCCGCUCUGACCGUCGGCAACGUCCUUCCCGUCAGCCAGUGCCCCGAAGGUACCAUUGUCUGCAACGUUGAGGAGAAGGUUGGCGACCGCGGUGCCCUCGCCCGCACCUCUGGCAACUACGCCACCAUCAUUGGCCACUCGCCCGAGGACAACAAGACCCGCAUCCGGCUGCCAAGUGGUGCCAAGAAGACCGUCUCUGGCAGCGCACGUGCAAGCAUUGGCAUUGUCGCUGGUGGUGGCCGUAUCGACAAGCCUUUGCUCAAGGCUGGUCGUGCAUUCUACCGUGCCAAGUCUAAGCGCAACAACUGGCCUCGUACUCGUGGUGUUGCUAUGAACCCCGUCGACCAUCCUCACGGUGGUGGUAACCACCAGCACAUUGGUAAGGCAUCGACGAUUGCCCGCUCCGCUGUUCCUGGACAGAAAGCUGGUCUCAUUGCCGCCCGCCGGACUGGUCUGUUGCGCGGUUCCGUCAAGGUCAAGGACGUCUAAAGGGGGACGAGAGCUCUGUACCUUACAUUAUCGCUAUGCUUUACGUCUACCUUUCAAAAUCCUGUAUGCAGUUUGCAUAUGCCCCACGAUCAUGCAUCGCCCAUCACAUGCAGCACCACACGAUCUACUUUUUCCACAAACGCGAAAUC